AUGGUCUGUCACAAGUCUUUACAAUUAGUGCUCAAACUCGUCCUCUCAUUUCUCUUCCUGUGCUCUUUCACAAGUGCAUCUGCUUCGUCUGUCCUCACGAGGCGAACAUGCGACGCGAAUCCAGUCUCUUCAGCACAAAUUGCAGCUGACCUGAGACCAUUCCUCUCAAAACAUGCCGUAGUCGUUCUGCCGGACGACCAGGAAGAGUGGAGUCGAUUGACGGCGAGAUCCAGCGGGCCAAAGAUCAACCCGGGGUAUCUUGCUAUCGUUGAGGUUGCUGCUGAGGAAGAUGUGCAGAAUGUGAUCCACUAUGCCAAUCUCAAAAACUUGCCUUUUCUUGCUGUGUCGACCGGGCACGCCUGGGCGCCGGCGAUGAAUGAUCUCCAAAAUGGAAUUCAGAUCAGCAUGCGGAAGUUGCAGAGUGUCAAAGUUGAUGAUAGUGGGAACACUGCCACGAUCGGUGGCGGUGCCACGCAAAAUACGACCUUGAAGGCGCUUGCGAAGGUAGGGAAGCGUACUGUCCAUGGUCUCUGCGAGUGCACCUCAGUCAUCGGCCCAGCUUUAGGAGGUGGACAUAGCAUGCUCCAAGGCCAAUAUGGCUUCUCCGCAGACAACAUCGUCUCUGCUCGCCUCAUCCUCGCCAACAGCACGGCAAUCACUGUAUCUGCAACCUCUCACCCCGAGCUCUUCUGGGGACUCCGCGGCGCAGGCCACAACUUCGGCAUCAUCACGUCUUUCCAAACCAGAGUUUACGAUGUUCCAUCUGGCCCUCACGGUCUCUGGACCCUCACCAUCCUCACAUUCUCCCCAUCACUUCUCGAACGCUUCUUCGAAACCUGGAACGAUCUCGAAACAACCUACCCCGAUCCUGAAGGCCUCUUAGUCCUCGACGCAAUGUUCAAUCGUAACCCUCUCGUCGAUCCCAGCAACAAUCCGAUGAUAACACUCAUCAUCGCCCACGAAGGCUCUAACCCCAUCGCCGACGAUUACAUCUCCGCCUUCCAAGCCCUCAACCCCACAUUUUCCACGCAAGAAUCUUCAAUUUCAUGGGAACUCAUUCACGAUAAAAUGGGUCUCGGCGAUCCACCUGUUUGCCAGUUGAAUUGGAAUCUCUAUGGCGUCACGUCGCCCUCUUUGCAGGAAUGGAACGUGACGAAUAUGAGAGAAAACUGGGAUUUUUAUAAAGAUUUCACCACAGAACAUGAAUUCUUGAGAGGAAGUUUCUAUUUAUUGGAAAGUUAUGGAAGAGGGAAAGCGAUGGAUUUGGACAUGCUGGAGGUUAAUGCUGUGGCAAGGGAGGAGAGGGAGAAACAUAUCUUGCCAGCUUUGAUGAUGAUUUGGGAGGGUGGAGAGGAAGCGGAACAAGUAAUUGCUGGGAAGGUGGCAGAUCGGGCGAGAGCGUUGAUGAAAGAGGGCGUAUCAGGGGCAACGCACCAUACGUAUGUGAAUUAUGCUAAAGGUGAUGGGUCGGAGAGUUUGGAGGAGAUGUAUGGAAGGGAUGCACAGCGCUUGAGACGAUUGAGGGUGCUCAAGAGGAAGUGGGAUCCCGAGAAUAGGUUUGGUUUCAAUGCGCCUUUGAUCUAG
Molecule: messenger RNA, 1584 nt
Organism: Cercospora beticola
Lineage: Eukaryota; Fungi; Ascomycota; Dothideomycetes; Mycosphaerellales; Mycosphaerellaceae
Product: FAD-binding oxidoreductase
Molecular function (GO): oxidoreductase activity; FAD binding
Source: RefSeq, a predicted model, not a curated record